AUGGACAAACUGAAGGGCUGUGUGUGCGAUGGCGGCCUCCACAUUGACGUGAAUUGGAGCCAGGACUAUGGUCGCUCAGGCCCCGGUUACGAGUCUGCAGAUCCAGGGGACUUGAGGGGACCCGAUAACAAACUCCACUCCAGCCGCUGCUUCAACACAGCCCAGCCUUCUCCAGUUGGGAUUUGUUUGCUUUAUUCACCUCCAGCUUUCAGCCCCAAGCCCCAGAAUGUGAGGAUCUCUUUCACUCACUCUUUUAAUCCAAGCACACACGCCGGUCACAUGAUCAUGGUUUAG
This is a messenger RNA of Knipowitschia caucasica, 294 nucleotides long. The record is from the annotation of a GenBank genome assembly. NCBI's taxonomy places the organism in Eukaryota, Metazoa, Chordata, Actinopteri, Gobiiformes, Gobiidae.